Messenger RNA from Terrapene triunguis (Three-toed box turtle), 979 nucleotides. It is a transcript of the gene DUSP28, whose product is annotated as dual specificity phosphatase 28. Gene Ontology annotation, biological process: protein dephosphorylation. Gene Ontology annotation, cellular component: cytoplasm. The transcript has 2 exons. Gene Ontology annotation, molecular function: MAP kinase tyrosine/serine/threonine phosphatase activity. The record is from RefSeq and is a predicted model, not a curated record. The coding region runs from base 196 to 675 and encodes 159 amino acids. Lineage: Eukaryota; Metazoa; Chordata; Testudines; Emydidae.
AAAUAUAGCACAGCACAGAUGGCUAAGGAACAGGACAGCAGAAACAAGCCAAAGUGCUGCAGGAAACAAACUGCACUUUCAAUUAAUAGGGUUUAAGUAUCAUUUUGUGUUCUGCCACAGUCCUUAAUGCUUCUCAUCAAAAUCAGCCUAUGAAAGCAUCAGAGGGCAGUGGUGACACUGCACCCUUUGUUGCCAAUGUUACAGCUCUGUAAGAUCACCGACUCUUUGCUAAUCAGUAAUUCUAGAGCAGCCUGCAACAAAGAACUCCUCACUCAAGAGGGAGUUACAUUCUGUAUUAAUGUCUCCAGGCAGCAGCCAUUCCCAGGCCUUCACCACGUCCGAAGCCUGCGCGUUCCUGUUUUUGAUGACCCUUUGGAGGACUUGUAUAAGUAUUUUGAACAGUGCAACAAUGCCAUAGAGGACACAGUUCAAAGUGGUGGAAAAUGCUUAGUUUACUGUAAAAAUGGCCGCAGCAGAUCUGCAGCGAUCUGCACUGCCUAUCUGAUGAGACACCAAAAUCUCACUCUCAAGGAUGCCUUUGAGACUGUGAAGACUGCCAGACCAGGAGUAGAGCCCAACGCAGGAUUCUGGACUCAGCUGCAGAGAUAUGAAGAACAUUUACAGACGCAGCAUCAGUUGGGUCAUUCUUCUGAAAAAAUGAUUUCUUCCAAAUAAAUAUAAUUCUGAUUAAAAUUUUCUUUUUCAAAGUUUUAAACACAAUUGCUUCUAAAAGGCCUAGCAGGGCUGCAAAACCAACUAGAAGAACAUAAAACAUCCAGCCUUCUCAAUGUAUUUUUGAGGUUUGCAUGACAUUCAGAUUCUGCAGAUUAAGCAGACUUUUAAAAAAAUUCUAAACUUUAUGGGUGCAAAGAUAAUCUUCCAAAUGUGAACAGAGUGUAACCAAAGCAGUAUUAUUUUCCCCGAUCCUAUAAACAACCUACAACAAUGACAUGAGGUGUGAAUUUCCUCAUUCAGCUCA